AAACAUGAUACGUUUUUGUAAUGCAUUGCCAUUAUAUCUGGUUUAAACUAUCUAUAUCUGUGCAUGUCUAUAGAGGAUCAACAUGCUUAACAAGAUUACAGGAAAUUUUAUUAGAAGAGUUUGUUUACAAUGCAGUUCUAUACAAUAAACGUCUCGCACUCUGUUGUGCUAUUGUUUAAAUCUAUUACAUUUUUAAAUUAAAAUUAUGAUUGAUGAUUUAUAUUGAUCUGCUUAUUGGCCAGAACGUUAUUGUAGAGUUUCGGUAACAAAUGUUACGACUAUGACUGGACUGUCACAGGUCAUGUUUGAGCACUUCCUGGCCGCCCUAGGGAUGCCGCGACCGCAGUGCUCACUCAGUGAUAAUGACCCAAUUAUUUUACUUUCCUUAACCCAAGCGUGCUUGUAACUAUUGUAUUAAGGCCAAGCCGUUUCCGGCCGUCCACCAGUUUGCCCACUUCAAGUCCUUGCCAAAAAUAACGGUUCUUCUCGACCCAAGGCAAAGAUGAAUUCUCAAUUUUUCUUUCUUCUUUCUACAUACGCACAAAUUCAGAGAAGCUCAGCAUUUCAUUUUUAAGAUAAAAUACUGCCCAAACCCACAUUAAGGGUAAAAUGUUUAAGCUCCUUUAGAUAAGAAAUAACAGUACAUAUUUAAACUUUAAUUUCAUGUUAUAUUUAUAUAUACUAAUAUGUUAUAAUAUUUGAAUAUGAGUUCACUUUUUUAUGUCUAAUUUGCUUAGUAAUUAAAUUGUUACACAUUGCAACAAGGAUUAUAAUUUUACUAUGCAUUUUGACUAUUCAAAUGAUUCAAUAAUUCAAAUUCGAUUCAUUAUAAAGAAUGCAAACAAUACUUUUGCAUGUUUCCAGUAAUUUUACCUUCUUCUGUAUAAGCCUGCAUGUAUAAGGUAUUGCAGUGGUAAACAGUUUGAUAUUGGUUUUCAGCAGAUGUAUUAAUUUUGGAACAUCGUAUACAAGUAACGGAUGUUACCAAACAAACAUACCAAAACUCUCUGGUAUGUGGAAAUUGCAAAAUGCAAUGUACGUAAAGUGAUAAGAGAUCCUGUGCUACCACAGUUCCUGAUAUUCAAAGAUGUGGGAUCUGGUGAUGUUGAGUAAGGUGUUGACCACUGCGGUGGUGCUGAGCGUGAUGCUGCAGAACUGUUCCUGUGGAGCUGAGUCCUCUGCCACAGGAGUCUCCGAGGAAAGAGCUAGUCAAGCAGUUCAAAACAUUGACAACACACCAGAAUCGAGCUCACAACCUCACCAAGUAGCAACUAUCUUCGAUGGUGUGGUAUUGGAAUCAGAACCAAGAGGUGGAAUAAAAAUAAAAAUUAAAAAACCAAAGCUGAAAAAGGCUAAGAAGUUUCUAAAGAAAUUUCUACCAUUCUUGCUGAUACCACUGAUUGUCCAAGCCAAGAUGAUUCCUCUGUUCCUUCUCAAGCUGACACUGCUCGCUCUAAAGGCCUUGGGGGUAGGCAAGUUGGCUCUGAUCAUCAUUGUCAUCAACUUGGUGUACACUGCCAUGCAUGGAGCUCAAAAUGCAGAUCAGCAACAAACCAAGGAGGUAAACUUACUGGCAGCACAGCAUUACGGCUUCAAUGGGGGUCCAGAGUACGGAGCUUGGUUCAACAACAGACGGUACAUGGAGGAGCCUCAGAGCCCUUAGAUUGUCGAUCAUUCUCUCACACGCCAUAACAAACCAAAGAGCCUUAUUUAUUUUUAGCCUUAAAUAUACGAUAUUUAUUCUUUAA
Messenger RNA from Homalodisca vitripennis (glassy-winged sharpshooter), 1748 nucleotides. RefSeq lists its product as uncharacterized. Bases 1088 to 1663 code for a protein of 191 amino acids. The transcript has 4 exons. The record is from RefSeq and is a predicted model, not a curated record. NCBI's taxonomy places the organism in Eukaryota, Metazoa, Arthropoda, Insecta, Hemiptera, Cicadellidae.